UCCAUGGUUAGGUCGAGUCCCCUGGCUAACUAGUGAUGAGAACGAAGUCUCUGUCGCUUAGAUCUCUAAAUUCUUUUGUCAAACACACCAAAAAAAACCAAAACCCAAAAGGAGGAAUCGAAUCAGAAGUGGAAUACAGGGAACUUGGGUUUGGUCUCUCGCUUUCAACUUCCACUUUAAAAGGAACAAGAGUGAGUUAAUCAGUGAGUGUGAGAAAGCAAGGAAUUUCAAAGCCAAAUAUAUGAACACUAUUGCACAGUAGCAGCAGCAGCAGCAGCAAUAUUAGGUGUAGCGCUAUUAUAUAUAUUGGCUUGUUUUAACUUGAUAUGGUAUAAUUAAAUAGGUGUGAGAACAGAAAAGGGUCUUUUUCAUUUCCUUCAAUAUAUCUGCUCUUAGGUGACCAUUGAAACAAGUUUGGUUUUUUUCACUUUCCUUCUUUUGAGGUCUCGCCGUCUUUGGAGUUCGGCUCUGCCUUUUGUCUGUGAAGAUUAAUUGGUGGCGCAUUUAAAGUCAAGUCUUUACUAAGGAGAUCUAUAGCAGGAGAGAUUUUCUUUGUUUCUUUAAUUAUAUCGAGUUGUUUCAAGACAUUUAUGGUUAUCUCUGCAAAAUCUUGGAAUUGAAAAUUCUAAAAAAAUUCUUUCUUUAUCCAUCUUCUGCUCUCGUCCAACCAACUGCACAUAAUUGAUAGCCAGAAAACAGGGAAGCAAAAGUUGAUAUAUCAAUUCAAGCCAAAGACAAGCUUUGAAAACUUAGUCAGUGAUAAGCAACGGAUCUGUGAUUUGGGUUUUCUUCUGCAAUUCUUUUACGCGAAAGAGACAUCUCAAGACCCUUUAGUUUGAUCUACCAGGAUUUAGACGUUGCUUUUAGAGAAAAACGAAGACAAUGUUGCCGCAAAAGCAAGCAGAAGAAGCAAUUGUCCCCAACUUUAGCGAGACAGAAAAUGAAGCAAGACAAGAAGAACUAGAAGAUGAACACUCUAUGUUUAAUGUCAAAAGCUUUCUCUGGCACGGAGGCUCCGCCUGGGAUGCUUGGUUCAGUUGCGCUUCUAAUCAAGUAGCACAAGUUUUACUGACACUGCCUUAUUCGUUCUCUCAACUGGGUAUGCUGUCAGGAAUACUGUUCCAAAUAUUCUAUGGACUUAUGGGAAGUUGGACUGCUUACCUUAUAAGUGUUCUCUACAUAGAAUACAGAACUAGAAAAGAAAAGGAGAAUGUUAGCUUCAAGAACCAUGUUAUCCAGUGGUUUGAAGUUCUUGAUGGGCUACUGGGUCCGUACUGGAAGGCAGCAGGACUUGCCUUCAACUGUACUUUCUUACUCUUUGGAUCUGUUAUUCAGCUUAUUGCUUGUGCAAGUAACAUUUACUACAUCAAUGACCACUUGGACAAGAGGACAUGGACUUAUAUUUUUGGAGCUUGUUGUGCUACCACAGUUUUUAUCCCAUCCUUUCACAACUACCGCAUUUGGUCUUUUCUUGGCCUUGGCAUGACCACUUACACCGCCUGGUACCUCACCAUAGCCGCCGUUGUUCACGGCCAGGUAGAAGGAGUAACCCACACGGGUCCAAAAAAGCUGGUGCUAUACUUCACCGGAGCAACCAACAUCCUCUACACCUUUGGUGGACACGCAGUGACUGUAGAAAUCAUGCACGCCAUGUGGAAGCCUCAAAAGUUCAAGUACAUAUAUUUGUUAGCUACACUCUACGUUUUCACAUUAACUCUUCCGUCGGCUUCCGCCGUUUAUUGGGCUUUUGGAGAUGAACUUCUCAACCAUUCUAAUGCCUUCUCUCUCCUUCCCAAAAACGGCUUCCGUGAUGCUGCCGUCAUCUUAAUGCUUAUUCAUCAGUUUAUAACAUUUGGAUUUGCCUGCACACCGCUGUACUUCGUAUGGGAGAAGGUAAUAGGGAUGCAUGACACAAAGAGCAUAUGUCUAAGAGCACUUGCUAGGCUGCCGGUGGUUAUACCAAUUUGGUUCUUAGCAAUUAUCUUCCCUUUCUUUGGGCCCAUUAAUUCAGCUGUUGGAGCUCUUUUGGUCAGCUUCACCGUUUACAUUAUCCCUGCCUUAGCCCAUAUGCUUACCUACAGAAAAGCCUCCGCCAGACAGAAUGCGGCAGAGAAACCUCCAUUGUUCUUACCAAGCUGGACGGCGAUGUACGCGUUAAACGCGUUCAUAGUGGUGUGGGUAUUGGUGGUUGGUUUUGGGUUUGGUGGGUGGGCUAGCAUGACUAACUUUGUCAAGCAAGUUGACACUUUUGGGCUAUUUGCCAAAUGCUACCAAUGCAAGCCUCCUCCACCUCCUACUAUUACUGCUAAUGCUACUAUUACUACUCACCACCACUGAACUAUAGUUACCCGCCUGUGACUUUUGAGAGCCAAAACUCACCAACAUAUUUUGUAUCAUACAUGGGGAGGUAUAGAGCAAUCAAAGUAUCCCUCUACUACAUGUCAUGUGUGCUGGAUUUUGCUUAUUUUUUAGUUGCUUUUCUUUUUUUUUUUUUUAUUUAAUUUUUUUUUUAUUUUCUUAAAUUAGUUCAUAAAAAAUAGUGUGUUUAAUUGUGGUGAUUCCUUUGCUACUAAAGCAUAGGCUAAUUAAUUAAAUCAGAAUAUCAUAUAUAAAUGUUCUUAGCCUUCUUUAAUA
Messenger RNA from Jatropha curcas, 2634 nucleotides. RefSeq names its product auxin transporter-like protein 2. NCBI's taxonomy places the organism in Eukaryota, Viridiplantae, Streptophyta, Magnoliopsida, Malpighiales, Euphorbiaceae. The record is from RefSeq and is a predicted model, not a curated record.